GGCGCGGGCUGUGCCCUCGCGGGGCUCCCUCCGCUUCCGCGCGGCCUCAGCGGCCUCCUCAAUGCCAGCGGCGGCUCGUGGCGGGAGCUGGAGCGCGUCUACAGCCAGCGUAACCGCAUCCACGACGAGCUGAGCCGCGCCGCACGCGCUCCCGACGGGCCCCGCCAUGCCGCCGGCGCUGCCAACUCCGGAUCUGCAGUCGGUGCGCGUCGCCCGGUCAACCUCGACUCGGCCCUGGCCUCACUGCGCAAAGAAAUGGUGGGGCUGCGGCAGCUGGACAUGUCCCUGCUGUGCCAGUUGUGGGGCCUGUAUGAGUCUAUCCAGGACUACAAGCACCUGUGCCAAGACCUGAGCUUCUGCCAGGACCUGUCCUCCUCCCUGCACUCAGACAGCUCUUAUCCGCCCGAUGCCGGCCUGUCUGAUGAUGAGGAGCCUCCGGACGCCAGCCUGCCCCCAGACCCGCCACCCCUAACGGUGCCCCAGACGCACAAUGCCCGGGACCAGUGGCUGCAGGACGCCUUCCAUAUCAGCCUCUGAAGAGUUAGGGUGGGUGGGAACGCACCCGUGCAAAAGGCGCAGAACUUGUCUAUCAGCAAGUCCUCAGAGGACAGUGCCUGCUCUGCCACCUCACCCCAGCCGGGCGAGGCAAGUGUCCCUCAGGCAACACCGCUGAGCCCCCUCCUGGUUAGCGGGCACUGGGUAGACACCUAGGUGACAGGCUCUGUCUACCGCCUUGGGCCUCCACUUCUUCUAUAUGUGUGCACCCCAGCUUAACCUACCUGCAGUCUGGCGGUGGGACCCAAAGCAUCUUGCAGUGCCCAUGCCAUCUCUGGAAUUCGGAUCCCAGAGUGCCUAGCGCCCACCUUUUUCACCUUCGCUGCUACUUGGCAGCGGCUGGCUCAGGGGCACGCCACCUGCAGUCCUGGGCGCCCACUGCCCCGGACAAGGACUCCAGGACCCAUCCCUGCAACCACCCACGGCCAGGAGGGCAGAGCCUCAGACUGGAGAUGUGUUCAGUCGAGGGGCCACUUCCUGGAUGUGUUGAUAAAUAAAUAAAUAAAUACUC
Messenger RNA from Dipodomys ordii (Ord's kangaroo rat), 1066 nucleotides. RefSeq names its product family with sequence similarity 89, member B (gene Fam89b). The transcript is spliced from 2 exons. Lineage: Eukaryota; Metazoa; Chordata; Mammalia; Rodentia; Heteromyidae. Gene Ontology annotation, molecular function: transcription corepressor binding. The record is from RefSeq and is a predicted model, not a curated record. Gene Ontology annotation, cellular component: lamellipodium; cytoplasm. Gene Ontology annotation, biological process: negative regulation of SMAD protein signal transduction; negative regulation of transforming growth factor beta receptor signaling pathway; positive regulation of cell migration. The annotation marks the transcript as partial.